Messenger RNA from Meira miltonrushii, 2515 nucleotides. Its product is annotated as exocyst complex subunit Sec15-like protein. NCBI's taxonomy places the organism in Eukaryota, Fungi, Basidiomycota, Exobasidiomycetes, Exobasidiales, Brachybasidiaceae. Gene Ontology annotation, cellular component: membrane; exocyst. The record is from RefSeq and is a predicted model, not a curated record. Bases 52 to 2406 code for a protein of 784 amino acids. The transcript has a single exon. Gene Ontology annotation, biological process: intracellular protein transport; Golgi to plasma membrane transport; exocytosis.
CAUCAAUCUCAUCUUCCUAGGUAGCACUGGUUGCUAGAAGGAUUCGUAAGGAUGGCAUUACGAUCACGAGCAAGACCGCAUAUUUCGCUGGACGCACAAUUACAACAAUUAACACUUUUUUCCGAUUUAGAUGCCGAAAGUGAGAACCUAGAACAACUUGGACCGAUUAUUAAAUCGUUAGAUGAAGCAAAUCAAUCCGAUGCAUUCUUACGUAGAUUACGAGAAUUUGUUCAAGAAAAAGAAGAUGAGAUCGAAAAUGUUUGUAAUGCAAAUCACGAAGAUUUUGCUGGUGCAGUGGAUAAAUUACUCAAAGUUCGUUCGGGUACGGUCAGUUUGAAACAUCGUAUUAGUGAAUUGAACGAAGAAGUACAAGCAGGAGGGCAAAGUCUGAGCAGCAAAAAGAAGAGUUUGCUAGAAGCACGUAAAGUUGCCCAAAAUGUGGACGAAGCAAUCGAAACGCUUCAACUGUGCUUACGAGUAUUGGAUAUGGCAAAUAAAGUUGACAGCUUGAUCGAGAAUAAGCAAUACUAUUCAGCUCUACGAUCGUUGGAAGAAUUGUCUUCUAUUCACCUCAAGCCGGUGCUACAUCACGAAUUUGCACGGCAUAUGCUAGACUCUAUGCCGGCUAUGCGUGAGCAAGUGCGAGCAGCGGUCACAAGGGAAAUGCGGGAAUGGCUCUUCGAGGUACGUGAGAAGGGUAGAUUGGUGGGCAAAUUGGCAUUAGAUGCGAUAGAAGCUAGACAGAAACGAUGGAGGAUAAAGAGUGGAAAAGAUGCGAUGCUCAGCUUGGCAAAAGUCAAUAGUCCAAUCGAGCUGGUGGUCAACGAGCGGGUCGAAUACAAUUUCGUGGAUAAUGAGCAGGUCAAGAUCGAUUUCAAGCCGUUGUACCAAUGCAUACAUAUACAUGAUGUGAUGGAUAUCCGAGAACAACUGCAGAAUAGCUAUCAAGAAGAUCGAAGAGCUCAGGCAAACUUGCUGCUUUCGCAAGGUCUUUCAUUCGACCCGAGCAAUCCAACUUUCCCUGCUUUACUACAGGAAGUGGUGGGCUUCUUCCUUGUGGAACACCAUGUUCUGCAAACGUCUCCACCUGGCUUCAGGUCAGAACAAGAGGUGGAUGAUCUGUGGGACAGUAUGUGCGAGCGUGUGGUAGAAAUUGUCAGUAUUGGCCUGCGUGACAGCAAAGAUACAAAGGUAUUUGUCUCAACAAAGGCAGUCAUUCAAACGUUCAUCAUGGCACUAGAAGGGUACUCUUUCCCGGUCACCAAGCUGAACGCUCUUUUGCUGACGUUGUUUGAACAAUAUGCCAACCUGCUUCGGGAUCGCUUCUCGACUGACUUCCAAAAAGCUUUCAAGGAUUCGGAGCAUCAACCAAUGACGGUAGUAAAUGCUGAUGAAUUGCAAAAGGUGCUCAAUGUAUGCUGGCUCAAGCCGGGCGAUGCUGAUCGCUUACGCAGUAUGUCGUUCCCGCUCACAUUACCGUUCUCACAAACUUACCCAUUGUGUUGCAUGGACAUCAGGAACCUCACUGAUCAGUAUUACCAAUUUUCUGAUGGAUUCUCUUCGAGCCAUAGGGAUGUUGAUGAUAUCCUAAAGAAAUCCUUAGAUGAGUUGUUGAUCCAGCAAGUAUCAAACAGCAUCCGAUCCAGCUUACAAAGAACGAGCAAUCUAAGUCAGAUUGCACAGAUUGUCGUCAAUGCAGAACAUUUCCGUCUGGCGUGCACGCAACUGGAAGCAUUGUUGGCAGCCCUCCGUGCGCCACAUCGAGGAGGUAAAUUACGAUUGGAUGCAUCUUCACAUUUCAAUACAACUUUGGAUAUGGCACAAAAACGGAUCGAUAGUGCGAUUGCGGCAAAACUUAAAGACUUUUUCGAAAUGGCAGAAUACGAUUUUACGCCAACGCAAGAGCAAAAAGAAGUAUCGGAUUAUUUACCCGAGAUGUUGCAAUGGCUUGAAACGAUGAUGGAAAGAGGAUUGGUUGCUUUGCCGAGCGAGAUCAAAUUGGAGCAUUAUCGUAGCGCAUUCAAAUAUGUGUCGGAUUCGUUAAUCAAUGAUCAAUUACUCAGCAAAGAUGAUCCAAAGCUUAGCGUUUUGGCAUUGCGUAACCUAAUUGUUGAUUUGAAUUAUUUGGAAAUGCAAGCUAGCAAGUUACAAGAAGGUUUAUUGUCCGUCUUUGAUGAAAUUCGACAAACGUUGACGAUCUUGACAGAAGAUAAAGUUGGAGAAUAUGCAAUGAAUACCAAUAUUCGACAAACGAAGUACAAGAGUGUUCAACCGAUCAAAUUGGCUAACUUGUUAGAUAAGUUGUCGAAGUAUGAAGGACGAUCCGGAACUGGUGAUACUGGUGAAAGACAGGCAAUGCGAAGGCGAAAUGAACGGGAUUCCGUUUUACGUGUAGUGAGAAGGUGAAGGGUGAAAGAAGCUUAUACUAUAGUCAUUUGUAUUUUAUAUUAUUGCAUAGAGAAGAUCAAACAAGCUAAUUUUAACGAUAUGAUCACCUUUAUGGGAUAGAAGAUGA